AUGUUCCCCCCACCGUAUCCAAUUGCAAAUCAUGUAUCUACUGAGAAGCUGUCUGAACCACUCAAGGCUUUUGUGCAUCAGCUGUCUACUAUACAUAUUCCAACCAAGGUUUCUGAAGCAUUGAAAUAUCCUAAGUGGGUCCAAGCUAUAGAAGAGGAGAUGAAAGUUCUUGAGAAAAAUCAAACUUGGACAUUGGAGACUAUACCACGAGGAAAAAAGACUAUCAGAUGUAAAUGGGUGUUUACUAUAAAACACGAUACAGAUGGAUCUAUCGAGCGAUACAAGGCAAGACUUGUGGCAAAAGGGUACACACAGACCUAUGGUAUAGACUAUGAAGAAACCUUUGCUCCAGUUUCAAAGUUAAACACCGUCAGAGUCUUAUUGUCCCUUGCAGCCAAUUUGGAUUGGCCACUACACCAGUUUGAUGUAAAGAAUGCUUUUCUACAUGGCGAACUCACGGAGGAGGUGUACAUGGACAUUCCUCCUGGAUAUAAUACUACUCAGACUGGAACAGUUUCCAAGUUACGAAAAGCAUUGUAUGGAUUGAAACAGUCACCACGUGCAUGGUUUGGACCGUUCACCAUGGCAAUGAAGAACAAUGGUUUCAAACAGUGCAACCCAGAUCAUACUCUGUUCUUGAAACAUCGGAAAGGGAAGGUAACAACAUUAAUAAUCUAUGUUGAUGAUAUGAUUAUUACUGGGAAUGAUAAAUUGGAAAUAUCACAACUACAAGACUAUUUGGCUACUGAGUUUGAGAUGAAGGAUCUAGACACAGGAAUGCUAGAUUGCAAACCUACGAACACUCCUAUUGUUCAGAAUCAUCAUCUUGGAGAAUAUCCGGAUCAAGUUCCAACUAAUAAAGAAAGAUACCAAAGGUUAGUGGGAAGAUUGAUCUAUUUGUCACAUACUCGACCAGACAUUGCUUAUGCGGUGAGCGUUGUCAGUCAAUUUAUGUACUCUCCAAGUAAAGACCACAUGAAUGCAGUUCUUCGGAUACUUAGAUAUUUGAAGUAUGCACCUGGAAAAGGACUUAUGUUCUCAAAACAUGGUCAUCUAAAUAUUAAUGGUUAUUCAGAUGCAAAUUGGGUAGGUAAUGUAAUAGAUAGAAAAUCCACAUCGGGUUACUUCACAUUCGUGGGAUGUAAUUUGGUGACAUUGAGGAGCAAGCAACAUAAUGUAGUAGCUUGA
Molecule: messenger RNA, 1188 nt
Organism: Prunus armeniaca (apricot)
Lineage: Eukaryota; Viridiplantae; Streptophyta; Magnoliopsida; Rosales; Rosaceae
Source: the annotation of a GenBank genome assembly